AGUUCUAAAAAUUUAUUUUGUGGAUAAAAUUAAAUGUCACUUUUUAUUAACAUGAUUGCUUAUGUUAGCAGUAAAUAAUCCAACUAGUGUUUUUGUCAGUUAAAAUGAAUUGUCAAACGUUCAAAGGAAUUUACAUACAGAUGGGAUGCGCACCAAGUUGACCAACCUGACUUCGUGCUAAAAACGGACUGUGUGAGUGGGUCAUUGUUAACAGCAACUGAUGUGAAAGUCAUGGAGAUCGGUGAUCUGUUGUGGGAGGCGGUGAAACACAGAAACGUUGCAGCGCUGAAAGACCUCCUGGACGAGACGAAGCACUGCAGACAGACCCUGACGGACGUGAUCAACAUCACCAAGCACGGCGUGUCCUUGAUACACCUCGCCAUUAUCACCCGUGACAAACUGGUGCUCGAGGUUCUCUUGAACUCGGGGGCCGAACUGCCUACUUGCAACAUCAGCGACCUCGACAGGUUAGCGAGGUGCAUUGAGAGUGACAAUCAGGAGAACGGCGACCAACGGCCAGAGGUUGAGGGUAUAUCGGAGGUUCAGGACGUUUCCGUUUUGACGCUUGUCGUGUCGUUCGGGAUUCUCGAAAACAUCACGUUGUUGCUUGAUCACGAAUCCGUGUGCAAGCUUGACUCCACCGGUGCUGCUCUGCAGAUGGCGUGUGUAAAAGGCAAUUCAGAAGUGGUGAAACUUCUGAUGCAUAGAGGCAGCGAGUUUUACAAUGAGUUCUUCGGUAAUCAGCAGCAAGUUGCAAGAUCGCCGUUCAUGUGUGCAAUAGAAGAGAAUUACGUUGGAAUUAUUGAAACUCUGCUGGAACAUGGCAUGAACCCGUGUGUCACAGACUCGCAAGGUCGAACGCCGUUUCAUUUUGCUUGUUUUGUUGGCAAUCCGGACACGGUGAAACUGCUCCUGAGAGAGAUGAAAAAGAGAAACCUGUCGCCGUGUCUGAUAACUGCUUCUGGUGUGUCUCCGAUGCAUGUUGCGUGUCGUUUUGGAAACCUGGAAGUUCUGAAGCUUUUGCUAAACCACAAAUGCACAAGAAGGUGUAAUUUGACUGCAAGGAAAUACCUGCUACACUGUGCUUCAAGGAACCUAUCACACGACAUUGUCAGGUUUCUUUUAAGUGUUGGAGAAGAUCCAAAUUUUAGUUCUGGUAAGACUCCACUCCUUGAAGCUGUGAAAAAGAAUAACGUGGAAAUGGUAGAACUACUGCUUGCGGCUAAUGCCGACCCCAAUAUACCAGAACCGUCCCGGACUAUUUCCGAGUAUCGUCGUGGGAACAAGGAAAAUCCCAUUCUUUAUGCUGCUGAACAUUGCUCUCUUGAAGUAGUUGAAGCUUUGCUUAAAGGAAAUGCUGAUGUAAACACCAAUGACUGGAUCAAAAACUCACCCUUGACAAUUGUAGCAAAACGAGGUGGAACAGACCCACUUCUCUGUGGAGAUAUUACUAAACUGUUGCUACAGUAUGGUGCUGACAUUGAACAUUCGAUACUACUGCAUGAUUUCACUGCAUUCACUAUAGCCAUCGACACCAACAACGCUCACUGUGCCAAGAUUCUACUGGAGGCUGGAGCCAGCAUUGACCCAUUGCCCCUCGGCUCGGAAGGAUUUUCUUUACUGCAGUUUGCUAGAACAAAAGAAUGUGCCGAACUUCUGUUGAGUUAUUCUAACCUGAUUGACGUGAACUACCAGAACUGCCAUGGUCAGACAGCCUUGAUGACGGCAUGCUACUACAACAACAUCGAGGUCGUACAGACACUGCUGAACCACGGAGCUAAUGUCAACCUGGUGAACAGCGAUGGCGGAUCUCCACUCUUUUAUGCUACUAGCAGUGAUUCCCCAUACCUUGUGAAGGAGCUGAUAAUGUCCGGGGCUACAAACAUUCAGGAACCACUGCUGUACCAUUUCAAAAACAUGCUGGAACUGGCUCUGUUUAUCGGAGCCAGCAAGAGUGUCUGUGACCUCCUCUACAAGUCCGGGGCCACAGUAACACAAGACAUAGCCGGUCUUCCAACGUUCAAGAACGAACUCAGCUACAGUCACUUCAUUCAGAAGGUUCCCUCUGAAUCCUGGUGCUGCAAACUGUGGACUAGGAAAAACAAUUCGUAUUCGGUUUACCCGAGCGACGAUGACGUGACCAGCUGGGAGAGUUACCGUGGGGUCGCUACGCUGGAGAAUAUAUGCUGUCUUUUUGUGCGCAGACAUCUCGGGUACAGCGGUUGUAGGAUCAGAGAACUGAUGCUGCCACAGAUGCUGAAGACCGAACUGUUGCUGGACUCGAUACCGAUCAGCGAGGUUUCCAUGGAGUGUGCAGAAACAUCGCCAAUUACUGUCUUGUAAUUGGGGAACAUUUUGUUUUUGAAAUUUUCAUUAGCGACAGUUGUUAAUCAGUUACUGGACUAUGUACCGAUUAGCAAGGCUUCCAUGGAGUGUGGAAACAUCACUGAUACUGUGUUGUAAAAUUUUCAUGAGCAAGAAUUGCUAAUAUAGUAACAAAAUUGAUUAGAAACUACAGUCUAAUGUUUUAGAAUUGAUUUGCCAUCUCUAAAACAUGACUAGCUAAUUGCAAAGUGAUAUGCAACAAAAUGUUCCGUCGGGGGGGGGGGGGGGGGGGGGGGGGGGGGGGGGGAGAAAAUGGGACAGUGGAAUUUAUCUGUGUAUUGCCAUCCAGGGAUGGGCUGACAUAUUUGAGGUCUUGGCAAAAUUUUCAUAGUUGGAGCCUUUUUGGGAGGAGAAUAUCAGUAUAGUGUCUGCAUUGAACCAAGUGUUAACAACAAUGUUUAAAUUAUCAUUUUUGUUUUAAUUUAAUGGAACAACAUCUCCACUGCGUUUUUCAUAUUUUUCAGUUAAUGUUGUUUCUGAUUAAAAAAAACCUUUAGAUGCUGAAAGGCAACCGUAAAAUGAAUGAUACCCAACUGCAUAGUGUUGAUUCUGAUUUGGAUCAAGUUAGACGACAAUUCGCCCCACCUUUUACUGCAUCCCCACCUUUAAGAUGAUCCUAAAUUUACUAGGGGGAAACAGUCAGAAGCAUGAGGCGGAGUAACCUUUAUAGAAAGGGAAUACAAAUAGAGCAUGUAGGUUAUUGUACAGAAAAGGUAGGAUUUCUUAUAAUGAUUUAGGUUUGAUAGAAAGGAUCGCUGUUGACAGUAUCUUUUAACUGCUGCAGAAACUGCCUUGAUCGUCAUAUCAUUUUAUCACUUGUUAACAAUCCGGUUCUGCUGUAGCAUUUUGCAGCAAUCAUCACAUCAUUUGACGAUAUGCUAAUUAUGAUAAAAUACAUUCUGUGGUAAAUGUUUCAAAGUUGUUAUUUCAGAUGUGUGUACAUUUGUUUAGUUUUUCUGUCACCAUUUCAGUUUGCAGUGUAUGUAAAUAUCGCUCAACAUGGCAA
Molecule: messenger RNA, 3391 nt
Organism: Gigantopelta aegis
Lineage: Eukaryota; Metazoa; Mollusca; Gastropoda; Neomphalida; Peltospiridae
Product: serine/threonine-protein phosphatase 6 regulatory ankyrin repeat subunit A-like
Exons: 7
Coding region: 232-2343 (703 amino acids)
Biological process (GO): protein localization to ciliary inversin compartment
Cellular component (GO): ciliary inversin compartment
Molecular function (GO): protein binding
Source: RefSeq, a predicted model, not a curated record